GUCCAUCCCUAUAAAGCCGCAGACAAACAAAAAACAAACGGAAAUUCGCUUCUCUAAGCCGAUUAUGAGGUGUAUUUUGGAGAAUUCAAUUUUUCUAAAAUUAUGGAAGACAUUUGCCGAAUUUGUGGCGACCACUCCAAAACGUUGGUGGGAAUUUUCGACGAGCAUGAACCGAAGGGACAGGUCGAAUUCGAACCGAAUCUCGCCGAGAUGGUCAAGACAUGUGCCGACGUCCAGUUAGAUCCCGGGGAUUGCUUCCCCCAACAAAUCUGCAUUGCCUGUGUUCACGACGCACGAACAGCCUACGGGUUCAAGCGCAGAUGCGAGGAGAGCCACAGAAAAUUCUACUUAGCGAUUAAUGAUUGGCAGUCCGUCAAGGAGGAGCCCACCGAGAAUUUCUUUGUCAUUGAGGAACAGCUUGAAAGCGAUCUGGUGGUGAAGGAGGAGUUCGACGAAAGCCCCAUGGAAGAAACUGCCAAAGAAAAUUCGCCAAAAAUAAACACCAAAAAGAGCAAGCCAAAACCAAAAUUGUCACGUAAAGCCCGUUUGAAGCCAAAAGGUAGAAAGAAGCAGUCCUUCAAGUGCGAACUCUGCGCCAAGGAGUUCCGGCAUCAAAGAAGACUACUGGAACAUAUGAAAGUCCACAGCAAUUCCCAUGUAUGUCAAACUUGCGGAGAGCGUUUUCUGUUCAAAACUGAUUUGGAUAAGCAUCAGUGUUAUCGCACAAGUGAUUAUGUUGUUGAGUGCCCCACCUGCUUGAAGGUAUUUUCGACUACCCGGAGCUUGGACAGUCACAAAUGCCUGGAGACAAAGAAAAGGGCGUUCCAAUGCCCCCACUGUCCACAGAUCUUUACCCACAAUCAUCUCCUUAAGGUCCACCUGUUGAUUCACACGGCGGGGGACUCUAGCCAGGGCAACGGGCCCCACAAGUGCUCUUACUGCCGUUUGGGAUUCACCAAUAAGGCGGCCCUCACCGUGCACACCAACGCCCACAUGGACCAACGGCCUCACUCUUGUCCGUUCUGCAUUUCCAGCUUCCGAUCCAAAUCAGGUCUCACGGUACACAUCCGCACGCACACUGGCGAGAAGCCUUACAAAUGUCCCCUUUGCCCCAAGACUUUUUCGGACAAAAACAACCAGGCCAAGCACCGGCGGCGUCACACCGACGAUCGCCCCUACAAGUGCUCCGUUUGCCUGCAGGACUUCCGGGAGAAACACCACCUGAAGCGCCACUUCCUGAACAAGCAUCGUGACCCUGACCAAGAGCAACAGUUGAAGUGAUACGUUUAAGACAUGACUAAGAAGUAUUAUAUAAUUAAAUAAAUAAAUUAAGUUAUGAUGGGUUAUUUUCUCCUUAUUCAGUUUGAAUUAAUAUUUAUGUUUUAACACGAUUUGUAUGUAGUUUCUUAACUUGAUUCGAAGGGGCAAUCACAACAAUUAAGCUUCGAUUUGAAAUCCGGUUUUUAAUAGGUCAAUUCAUGGGCUGAGCAGUGCGUCUAUUGGCUCUUUUCAAAGCCAUUUUUCGGAAAUUUAGAAAGGGAAACCACUACAUUUCUUUUUAGCUCGAAAGGCAAGGUUGUCUUAAUUAAGUCUGCAGUCACCUAUAUAUGUUCUAAUCCGUAUUCUCUCAUAAUUAAUUUUCUUUAAAAAGUAAUAAAAUCACGGUUUGAAAAACAAUUCUCUAUAAAUUAGCGUUGCCAUAUCGUUGGGUUGUAUCGAUAUGGCUGCGCCGCACAGUUUUCAUAUAAAAACAAGUUGUCAACCCCUUAAACAACCCAGAUAACGUUGAAAUAAAACAACACGUUUUAUGUUUAUAAAUUAUAAGUCUUACAAAUUGUAAUUGUGGUUUCCGUUUGCUUACAACAUCAAAGCAGUCACCAACAUA
Molecule: messenger RNA, 1885 nt
Organism: Drosophila rhopaloa
Lineage: Eukaryota; Metazoa; Arthropoda; Insecta; Diptera; Drosophilidae
Product: zinc finger protein 664
Exons: 2
Coding region: 103-1281 (392 amino acids)
Cellular component (GO): nucleus
Molecular function (GO): zinc ion binding
Source: RefSeq, a predicted model, not a curated record